Trifolium pratense (red clover) is the source of this 2429-nucleotide messenger RNA. RefSeq names its product pentatricopeptide repeat-containing protein At4g33170-like. The record is from RefSeq and is a predicted model, not a curated record. The coding region runs from base 170 to 1858 and encodes 562 amino acids. Lineage: Eukaryota; Viridiplantae; Streptophyta; Magnoliopsida; Fabales; Fabaceae. Gene Ontology annotation, molecular function: RNA binding; protein binding. Gene Ontology annotation, biological process: RNA modification. The transcript has a single exon.
GUAUCUAAUAAUAUUUGAUUUUGUGGAACCAAUGUCUACACAAUCCUUAUAGCCACAUGCAACAAGAAAAAAAGAAUAAAAAACCAUCAAAAUUGUUUCAUUAAAACAGUUUCAUUGAAACAGUUUUGGCGUUAUUGUUACACUGUCACACACACCCCAUUUUGUGACCAUGUUUUGUUUCAAAGAAAUUGCAAAACGUGAAGAGUUAUACACAAAUCUAUUGCGAGUAUAUGCACAAGAUUCAAACUUUCUUAAAGGAAAAGCAAUUCACGCUCAUUUCAUCAAAGGGUAUAUUCCUUUUACUCUUUUUCUUCAAAACCAUUUACUCAACAUGUAUAUUAAAAUUGGACACUUUACUUCUGGACUCCAACUGUUUGAUGAAAUGCCUGAUAGAAAUGUGGUGUCAUGGUCUGUUGUCAUGGCUGGUUGCAUUCGUAAUGAUUGUGCUUCCGAAGCUCUUUCUUUGUUCAGUCGUAUGCACCGUGAGGGACUCACCAAACCAAAUGAGUUUACUUUUGUUAGUGCUCUUCAAGCUUGUUCGUUAACCGAGAAUGAGAUGCAGGCUUAUCAGAUUUAUUCGUUAGUUGUUCGGUCAGGACUUGAGUCUAAUGUCUUCUUACUCAAUGCGUUUUUGACCGCCUUAGUUAGGCAUGGUAAAUUGACAGAAGCCUUGCAGAUUUUUGAGACAAGUCGUAUUAGGGAUAUUGUGACGUGGAAUACUAUGAUGGGGGGUUAUCUGCAGUUUUCUUGUGAACAGGUUCCGGUAUUUUGGCGUUACAUGAUUUGUAAGGGUGUAAAGCCGGAUGAGUUCACUUUUUCUAGUGCCUUAACGGGGUUUGCUGCGAUAUCCUAUCUUCAAAUGGGAAUGCAAGUUCAUGCACACCUUGUUAAAAGUGGUUAUGGGGAUGACAUUUGUGUAGGGAACGCUUUAGUUGACAUGUAUAUAAAAAAUCAAAAGUUGGAUGAGGGUUUCAAAGCUUUUGAUGAGAUUCCUAACAAAGAUGUAUGCUCUUGGACACAAAUGGCCGAUGGAUUUUUACGGUGGGGGGAACCUAGUAUGGCACUUGCAGUCAUUGCACAAAUGAAAAAAAGAAGUGUCAAGCCAAAUAAAUUUACCUUGGCAACUGCCCUAAAUGCUUGUGCUUGUUUGACUUCGUUGGAGGAAGGGAAACAGUUUCAUGGCUUGAGAAUCAAACUUGGAAGUGAUGUUGAUGUUUGUGUUGAUAAUGCUCUUCUUGAUAUGUAUGCAAAAUGUGGAUGCAUGGAUAGUGCAUGGACCCUUUUUCGAUCAAUGAAUUCUCGUUCUGUUAUUUCAUGGACAACAAUGAUAAUGGCGUGUGCACAAAAUGGCCAAUCCAGAGAAGCUCUUCAAAUUUUUGAUGAAAUGAGGGAAACGUGUGUAGUACCAAACUACAUCACAUUCAUUUGUGUUCUUUAUGCAUGUAGUCAAGGUGGGUUUGUUGAUGAAGGGUGGAAGUAUUUUUUCUCCAUGGAUAAAGAUUAUGGAAUCAUUCCUGGAGAAGAUCACUACAUUUGUAUGGUGAGUAUCCUAGGACGGGCUGGACUUAUCAAAGAAGCUAAGGAGUUAAUCUUAAGAAUGCCAUUUCAACCUGGUGCGCGGGUUUGGCAAACAUUGCUCAGUGCUUGUCAGGUUCACGGGGAUGUAGAAAUUGGGAAACUUGCAGCAGAACAUGCCAUAAAACAUGACAAAAAUGACCCAUCAUCCUAUGUAUUAUUGUCCAACAUGUUGGCUGAAUCGAGCAAUUGGGAUGGGGUGGUGAGUCUGAGAGAGCUAAUGGAGAUAAGGAAUGUAAAGAAAAUACCAGGAUCUAGUUGGAUUGAUGUUGAAAAUAUUUAAAUAUCAGAAAAAUAUGGUUGAUGGAGAAGUUGUUUAGAGUAUUCUCUCUCUUCCCUUCCGGUGUUUGAAAUAUGUCCACUUAGUUUAUAUAUAGAGUGCGAUAUAUAAAAUUUAUAAAUAUACAUGCUUCUGCCUCCGAAAGUAGUACGUGCAUUGCACAAAUAUGAACUCAUUUUUGUUAGGAUGCUUUCACCUUUUGGAUGUUAUUUUGUCCAUCUUAGUUUUUAUUAUCUGUAUCUUAAGAAUCUCAUCAUUCUUUGAUUGAUAGCUAGGUUGAAAUAGGUUAGGUCAGACUAGACAUUCUAAUAUUCAAGUCUGGUAUGCAUUUUAAGAGUUAUAAGGACUUAUUUUCCAUGCGGUCAGAGAAAAAGUACACAAUCACGCAGUCAAGGGAUCUCAAUUGUUGGAUGAAGAUCAAACAACUUGUAUUCUGACCAAACCAAAUUGGAUUUAGAAUUCGUAAAGGAUUGCUGUCGAAGCUUUGCAUGAAUGUGAGUAUUCGAAGAAAGAAGGUUGGGUUCAAAUUUUGUAAUUUAUCUGUUUAAAGUUAUUUGAUUUAAUUAUUUUAUUU